Erinaceus europaeus (western European hedgehog) is the source of this 4263-nucleotide messenger RNA. It is a transcript of the gene FAR1, whose product is annotated as fatty acyl-CoA reductase 1. The record is from RefSeq and is a predicted model, not a curated record. Gene Ontology annotation, biological process: long-chain fatty-acyl-CoA metabolic process. The coding region runs from base 115 to 1662 and encodes 515 amino acids. Gene Ontology annotation, cellular component: peroxisome. Gene Ontology annotation, molecular function: alcohol-forming very long-chain fatty acyl-CoA reductase (NADP+) activity. NCBI's taxonomy places the organism in Eukaryota, Metazoa, Chordata, Mammalia, Eulipotyphla, Erinaceidae. The transcript has 12 exons.
GCUGCUGGCCGUCCGCUCUUCAGCAGCCGGCCGGGGGCGGUGGGACGGCGGCGGGCGGCGACGGCGGAGCGAUCGCUGGGCGGCGGGGCCCGAGGCUGUGCGUGGAGCGUCAAAAUGGUUUCCAUCCCAGAAUACUACGAAGGCAAAAGCAUCCUCCUCACUGGCGCCACGGGUUUCCUAGGGAAGGUGCUUCUGGAGAAAUUGCUGAGGUCUUGUCCUAAGGUGAAUUCAGUGUACGUUUUGGUGCGACAGAAAGCUGGACAGACACCUCAGGAGCGAGUAGAAGAACUUGUUAGUUGCAAGCUCUUUGACAGAGUGAGAGAUGAGAAUCCAGAUUUCAGGGAGAAAAUCAUAGCUGUCAACAGUGAGCUCACUCAGCCUAAACUGGCUCUCAGUGAAGAAGACAAGGAAGCCAUCAUAGAGUCGACCAACAUCAUAUUCCACUGUGCGGCCACAGUGAGGUUCAAUGAGAACCUCAGAGAUGCUGUGCAGUUAAAUGUAAUCGCGACACGACAGCUUAUUCUCCUGGCGCAGAAAAUGAAGAAUCUGGAAGUCUUCACGCACGUGUCAACAGCAUAUGCCUACUGCAAUCGAAAGCAUAUUGAUGAAGUCGUCUAUCCACCCCCUGUGGAUCCCAAGAAAUUGAUUGAUUCUUUAGAGUGGAUGGAUGAUGGCCUUGUGAAUGACAUCACACCCAAGUUAAUAGGCGACAGGCCCAACACAUACAUUUACACGAAAGCACUGGCUGAGUAUGUCGUACAGCAGGAAGGAGCCAAGCUCAAUGUGGCAAUCGUGAGGCCAUCAAUUGUUGGUGCCAGUUGGAAAGAACCUUUUCCCGGAUGGAUUGAUAACUUUAAUGGACCAAGUGGACUUUUUAUUGCGGCAGGGAAAGGAAUCCUUCGGACAAUGCGCGCCUCCAACAACGCCCUUGCAGACCUUGUCCCUGUAGACGUAGUUGUCAACACAAGCAUUGCGGCAGCCUGGUAUUCUGGGAUUAACAGACCAAGAAGCAUCAUGGUGUACAACUGCACAACAGGAAGCACUAACCCUUUCCACUGGGGUGAAGUUGAAUACCAUGUAAUUUCCACUUUCAAGAGGAAUCCUCUCGAACAGGCCUUCAGACGGCCCAAUGUAAAUCUAACCUCCAAUCACCUUUUAUAUCAUUACUGGAUUGCUGUAAGCCAUAAGGCCCCAGCAUUCCUGUAUGAUAUCUACCUCAGGAUGACUGGAAGAAGCCCAAGGAUGAUGAAAGCGAUAACUCGUCUUCACAAGGCUAUGGUGUUUCUUGAGUAUUUCACAAGUAACUCUUGGGUUUGGAAUACUGACAAUGUCAAUAUGCUAAUGAAUCAACUAAACCCUGAAGAUAAGAAGACCUUUAAUAUUGACGUGCGACAGUUACAUUGGGCAGAAUAUAUAGAAAACUACUGCAUGGGAACUAAGAAAUAUGUCUUGAAUGAAGAGAUGUCUGGCCUCCCCGCAGCUCGCAAACAUCUCAACAAGUUGAGAAACAUACGCUAUGGUUUCAAUACUGUCCUGGUGAUACUGGUCUGGCGCAUUUUCAUUGCAAGGUCACAAAUGGCAAGAAACAUCUGGUACUUUGUGGUCAGUUUGUGUUACAAGUUUCUGUCGUACUUUAGAGCAUCUAGCACCAUGAGGUACUGAAGACAAGAAGCUCACAUUCGAGCAUCUACGCAGAUGGUGGUCUGAGUGCACAAGAUGUAAACGUACUUAAAGCCAUCUCAUCUUUUGUCUAGACAUUAAAUCAUUUUAUGGAGUAAAUUAUGGUACAUUUAUGUAACAUUUUGAUGUCUCUGCUCAUAAAGCUCUAGUAGACACUGGUAUGCCAGCCUAAAUCUACAGUAUCCACCAAGCCCUAGCAGUUUGGAUUCCUGGGGCAAAGGAAUGUGGUGGGGAAAUAGGGAUACUGACCCGCUUAACUGUGCAGUUCUGGAACAUGCUAAUUAAAAUAUGCCUUAACACACAAUACAUUUCUAAUUCUAAGACUUAGUGCAAUGAAGAUCAUUUAUUUGAACAAAUACUAUCUAAGUUAGUAAGUAUUUUAUUCAUUGUCUGAUUUUUUUUUUAAUCAGUUGCAGUGAGUUUUAGUUUUGUUAAAAAUUAUAGUCGCACUACUCACAUCAUUUUACAAUGUCUUAUUUUUAUUUCUCUGUUAGAAGUCUGAUGCAUGUCAUUUUUCUGUAAGCAAUCCUCUGCUUUCAUGAUCAUAACCCUAGUGGGUCUCAAUGGUUUUAAAAAAUCUUUGUCAACUUAUGCGGUAUGGUUUUUGAAAGAAAAUGAAGGCAGAUUCACCAAGGUCACUGGUGUCAAGAGUAAGAAUAGGAGAGCAUGUUUGUUGCCCGUAUCGUGGCCCAGUGCAGAUCUGUCCUGUGAGAUCUCGCCCAGGCUCUGGGGCUCAAGGCUCUGGGGCUCGGCAGGGCAUGAGCCUUUAUGCCUGUGUGCCCUUCCCUCACAGGUUUUAUCGCCAAGACUUUAAAAAGGCUUUGACUUUUUUAAAUCAAACUGAAAGUGCAUUAUUAUGGGAAGAAUGUAUUUGCAGGGUUUCCUAACAUUUGUCACUUGUUAAAAACACAACACAAACUAAUUUUUGAUCUUGAGAACUGAAAUCCUUCAGGGAAAAAAACAUGCAUAACACCAUGUGUAUAAAGUUCAAGAACUUUAUUUACAUACCAUCUAAAGUAACAAACUGAUGAAUGAGUCUGAAAAUUUCAUUUAUUUUUUUCUGCAUGGGGGUUUAGCUUUAGAAAAAUACAUUAUAGGAGCAAGUAAUAGCAACAAAUUAAUGUGUAUUUUAAUGAUAACAUUAUAAUUCCCUUUAAACCUAAUUGUAGUUAACUCUACUUACUGUUUUAAUAUACAUUUUGUUCAAUACAUUGAUCAGCUUAACACAUCCUAAUUUAGCUGAUCAAAUUGUACUAUAUUUGACUCAACAAUGUUACCUUGUAUAUGUUUAAUGCAGUCGUUCACAAAACAGAAAGUUACAUAGAACAUUACAUCUUACUCUUUAUUGUCAACUGAAAUGCAGUGUAUAAGAAGUUUAUUUUUUACUGUGAAAAGCCUAAAUGUAAAGGAAGUCACCUUCGUCGUGCAGGUGUGUACUCUUGAAAAGGAACUUUUAAACAUUAUUUUAAAAGAAAUAUGUAUAUAAAUAAAUAGAGAGAUAGAUAUUCUUUAGAAUGAUUCAAACGUCUCUGGUCUAGGACCAUACCUUAUAAAAGGUGUGAGAGACCACUAACUGUGUCAAAAAUGAAAUAGAUAAUGCCUUUGAUUUACGGUGACCCAUGUAAUCUGCAGAUGCUCUGUACCUUGGGCAUACAAACACAUAACUCCAUUUCCGUGCUGUUUUGAGAACAUGAUAACAUUUAUAUGGCUUUUCUACUUCUGCCGAAUACACUGAGGGUCGGAUGGACUGCCUUUGCAUCUUACUAAAGAAUCAGUCUCAAUUCAGGCAGGUUUGUGAAAUAGCUGGGGGUCUAUGUGUUCUGAACUGUGUGGUGUUCUUAUAACUUGACUGAAAUGCUAGCCAGGAGGAUGCCGCAACACUGCAUUACUUCAUUACUUUGGAGUUUGUCUAGAAUUCUCUUGUCAAAAGAAAGUAAAUUAAUAAAUUACUAUUCCAUUCUUGAACUUGAAGUUCUAAAAUUAAUGUAAGGAGUAUGUAGGUUGUUAAUCCCUAUCUACUAGUCUUUAAGAGUAAGUCAGACCUAAAGAUUUCAGAAAUUAUUUCUGUUUGUCCUUUAUCAGACAUGGUUUUUAGUUUUGCUUGAUUUUAUUUUCUAUACAAACUCAGAUUUUAACUGGAUAAAUUAAAUCUCUAACAAGAAAAAUUGAAUAAGUUAUUUCACGUAUCUCACUGGUUAAUGUUGUAUUGUAUUAAACUUUCUCUCUCCUGUUUGUUCACUUUGGCACCUUACAAUUCUGUCAGACACAUCUGUCAAUCGUAACAUCCUUGGGGUAUAUAUAUAUAUAUUUGAUUUGGCAACAUUGUUGUGUCCUAAAACUCAAGAGACACAUGGCAGUACGCUCUUUGACUCACAUGCGGUAUAAAAUAAGCAUCCUUUGGAUCUGUAUAAUAAAGCAUGGAAUUGGGGAGGGAAAACCGUUUUUAUGUUUAGAGGAACGGGUUCAGGGUUUUUGACUUUUGUUUUAAAUGUAAAUUGAUAAUCUUUUUAUAAAAGGUAAAUACCAUUAUUUGGUGCCUUUGUUUGUAAACCAAAAAGUAAUAAAUGAAUCCCUAUAUUUCUA